AAUACUGGGCGUCAUAUUCUUUAUCCAUCGAUGCCGCAUGAAGAAGAAAUAUGAUCCCUCAACCUUACUCAGUCGAAGCAUCUCUUAUGAUCCCUCUGGAACAACAGAUCUUGAGGCAUUUGUUAGAAAUUACGGACCAGUAUCGCUAAACAGAUAUAAAUUCUCAGAUGUCAAGAAAUUCACCAAUUCAUUUAAGGUUAAACUGGGUCAAGGAGGCUAUGGUGGUGUCUACAAAGGAGAGCUACUCAAUGGUCGUCUCGUAGCUGUGAAGGUCCUGAAUGCAUCAAAAGGAAUUGGAGAUGAAUUUAUCAAUGAAGUUGCAAGCAUCAGUAGAACUUCCCAUGUUAAUAUUGUCACACUUCUUGGAUUUUGUCUCGAAGGUAAAAAGAGAGCUCUCAUCUAUGAGUUUAUGCCAAAUGGAUCACUUGAAAAGUUUAUAUACAGUGACAACACGGAGACAACCACUAUGCCCUUAGGAUUGGAAAAAUUGUUCCAAAUUGCAAUCAGUAUUGCCCGAGGGCUUGAGUACUUGCACCGUGGCUGCAAUACUAGAAUCUUGCAUUUUGACAUAAAACCACAUAACAUUCUUCUGGAUGAAAAUUUUUCCCCAAAGAUCUCUGAUUUUGGACUUGCUAAACUUUCUCCAAGGAAUGUGAGUAACAUAUCAAUGGCAGUAGCUAGAGGGACAAUAGGGUAUAUAGCUCCUGAAGUGUUCAUUAGAAGCUUUGGAGUAGUUUCACACAAAUCUGAUGUCUAUAGUUAUGGAAUGAUGAUUUUGGAGAUGGUUGGAGGAAAAAAGGACAUUGAUGUUGGAAUAAGUGAUACCAGUGAGAUAUAUUUUCCACAUUGGAUUUAUAAGCGUCUUGAGCAGUACAAUGAUUUAGGACUUCCCAUUAACAUGACUACAGAGGAAACUGUAAUGGUGAGAAAGAUGAUCUUAGUGGGUUUAUGGUGCAUACAAACAAAUCCAUCUGAUAGGCCGUCCAUGAGUAAAGUAAUUGAAAUGUUAGAAGGAAACAUAGAAGCAUUGCAAAUCCCUCCAAAACCUUUCUUAUCGUCACCUCCAAGAUCUCCCGCAGAAGAAUCCUCCACAUAUUAAUACUAUGUAAUAAUACCUAUAGAUACAUUUUUUUCUUGAUAACUUUUUUAUUAUUAUCUUACAUUUAAUUUAAGGAUUGGGCUCCUUGAAGACAAGUGUUGGUGUUAUUAUGUACUUUCACAUAAAAG
Messenger RNA from Quercus lobata, 1227 nucleotides. RefSeq names its product rust resistance kinase Lr10-like. Gene Ontology annotation, biological process: protein phosphorylation. Lineage: Eukaryota; Viridiplantae; Streptophyta; Magnoliopsida; Fagales; Fagaceae. Gene Ontology annotation, molecular function: ATP binding; protein kinase activity. The transcript has a single exon. The record is from RefSeq and is a predicted model, not a curated record. The coding region runs from base 38 to 1099 and encodes 353 amino acids.